AACAUAUGAACGGCAUUUCAGAUGAAGUAUCAUUAAUCCCUGUGGAACACGACACCUCUGAUAGACACCUCUCCUCAGUUUACCAACAGCAUGGAGCUUUCCAUCCUCAGAAGAAGGAGGAACCUGAAGAUGAAGAUGAUCUCAGAUUGAACAAGGAUUUCUGCUGCUCCUCGAGUCCACGUUCCUGUACAACCCAAAAUCAUCUCCACAAUCACAUCAAGACCCCCCACAGUGUCAAAUAUGAGACCCUGGUGAAGAUUAAGACUGAACAUGAGGAUCUGACGCCCACCAGAAGCUCCAGUGAUCAGCAGACGUCCUCUGGUGCUGUCAGCAUUAACAGCUCUCUCACCAGAGAACAGAACAGAAGGAACGUCUGCUCACAGUGUGGGAAGAGCUUUAGUUCUCCGAGUAAUCUUAAAAAACACCAGCGCAUUCACACUGGAGAGAAACCGUAUCAGUGCUCACAGUGUGGGAAGAGCUUUAGUUCUCCAGGUGCUCUCAAGAUACACCAGCGCAUUCACACUGGGGAGAAACCGUAUCAGUGCUCACAGUGUGGGAGGAGCUUUAAUCAACAGGGUGCUUUGAAAAGACAUCAGCGCAUUCACACCGGAGAGAAACCGUAUCAGUGCUCACAGUGUGAAAAGAGCUUUAAUCGUCAGAGUGAGCUUAAAGUCCACCGGCGCAUUCACACUGGCGAGAAACCGUAUGUGUGCUCACACUGUGGGAGGGGGUUUAAUCGACUGUGUUAUUUUAAAAGACACCAGCACAUUCACAAAGGAGAGAAACCAUAUCAGUGCUCACACUGUGGGAAGAGUUUUAAUCAGCACAGUAAUCUUAAAGAGCACCAGCGCAUUCACACUGGAAAGAAAUCGUAUCAGUUCUCACAGUGUGGGAAGAGGUUUAGUCAACAGAGUGCUCUAAAAAGAGACCCACGCAUUCACACUGGAGAGAAACCGUAUCAGUGCUCACAGUGUUGGAAGAGUUUUUAUCACCUGAUUUAUCUCAAAAUCCACCAGCGCAUUCACUGUGGAGCGAAACCGUAUCAGUGUUCACAGUGUGGGAAGAGUUUUAAUCAGCAGAGUGAUCUCAAAAGACACCAGCGCAUUCACACUGGAGAGAAACCGUAUCAGUGCUCACAGUGAGGGAAGAGUUUUAAUCAGCAGAGUGAUCUCAAAAGACACCAGCGCAUUCACACAUAAUAAAAACCUUAUCAGUGCUCACAGUGAGGGAAUUUUUGUCUAUAAAUUAGUCAGUGAUGUUACCAAGCUAGACAAAACAAAGUUUGUAGAAGUUUUUACUGGUCAUUCACUUCUAGAUCGACUUCAUGUCUGGUGACAAAGGUCAUCAUGGUGCGACAUGAAUUAAGUAGCAGCACUAUAAUAAUUUUUUGGUGUUUAAUGCCAUAAUGGUGGAACAAGGACGUGUUCUGUAAUGCCAUGUUUAGUAAUCAUACAUGUACGUUUUGUCUCUUAUUAUGAAUAAUUGAUGUAAUAUUGAUGUAUUUGAUGUAUGAUGUAGCACUAAGGUAAGUGAAUAAUAAAACAUUUACUUGAGAUUA
Messenger RNA from Trichomycterus rosablanca, 1558 nucleotides. Its product is annotated as zinc finger protein 135-like. NCBI's taxonomy places the organism in Eukaryota, Metazoa, Chordata, Actinopteri, Siluriformes, Trichomycteridae. The record is from RefSeq and is a predicted model, not a curated record. The transcript is spliced from 2 exons. Bases 6 to 1142 code for a protein of 378 amino acids.